AUGGGAGAAGCUGCAGUAUGGGAGAUGAUGAGAAAGAUGAAUACAGAGAAAGACACUGCCUUACACGAAGCGGCGAGAUAUAAUCAUCUUAACGUGGUUCGUAGAUUACUGGCUAAAGAAGAUGUUAAUUAUUGUUAUUUAGCUAAUGAAGCUGGUGAAAGUCCACCUUACCUAGCCGCUGAGAGAGGCUAUGGUGAUAUUCUGUCUGAAAUUUUGGAAACCUGCACUUCGCCAGAAUACAAUGGCCCUAAUGGUAGAACAGCUUUGCAUGAAGCAGCAAUCAGCAAUGAUGCAGAAAUGACGAGAAGAAUAUUGCGCAAAACCAAUACUGAUCUCACCAAAAAAAUUGAUCAACAAGGAUGGACUCCACUGCACCAUGCUUCACACUUUGGUCACUUGUUAAUCGUGAAGCUGCUACUAGAUGCUGAUAAAUCUGCAGCUUACAUUGGCGAUGAAGAUGGAAGAAUGACCCCUCUUCACAUUGCUGCUAGCCAGGGCGAUGGCCAUGUGAAUGUUAUUAAAAGUAUUGCAUCUCAUUGUCCAGAUUGCUGCGAACUUGUCUAUGACAGAGGCCGGAAUGUUCUGCAUUUUGCUGAGGAAAGCUAUGGUAUUGAAGCAUUGCGUGCUUUUCUUCAAAAUCCAUUCAUGUCCAAUCUCAUAAAUCAGAAAGAUGAAGAAGGGAACACACCUCUCCACCUGCUUGCUGCUCUUGGGCUUAACUGUACAACUCUGAUAAAGCAUCCCCUUGUUGACAAGAAUGCUACUAAUAAGGAUAACUUGACUGCUCUGGACAUUGUUUUGCCCACAACUGACAUUGUGGAAGCUAGUUUAACAAAGGUAUUACAACUUAAACCAUUACACACAUGA
Messenger RNA from Hevea brasiliensis (rubber tree), 867 nucleotides. RefSeq lists its product as uncharacterized. Gene Ontology annotation, cellular component: plasma membrane. Gene Ontology annotation, molecular function: protein phosphatase regulator activity; protein phosphatase 1 binding. The record is from RefSeq and is a predicted model, not a curated record. The transcript has 2 exons. NCBI's taxonomy places the organism in Eukaryota, Viridiplantae, Streptophyta, Magnoliopsida, Malpighiales, Euphorbiaceae. The coding region runs from base 1 to 867 and encodes 288 amino acids.